AACGGUGACGUUCAGCCGGUGGGCGCUUUGUUGUCGGUCGCGGGUGGGUCGUUCUUAUCGCUGCCUAACGGACAAGUGCGUCGAGCCGAGUCGAUAGGACGCCGGUGCGCAGAGGAGGCUUCGUUCGACAGCACUUUCCGGCCCCCUUACAGUCGGUCACUGUGCGCAAAAACGUGCAUCUACCAAGAAGCAAGCUUCGGAAGCGCCGUUUCCACAACAGCCCACAACGAGACCCUGUGUGCGCGCACCGCUAGUGUCGGCUGGGAGCAGCGAUGCGUAGUACAACUCCGUGUUUGCUCGCGGCCUUGCUCGCCGCGCUCUGUUCGCCGGCUUGCGGCGCCGUACGCGACCUGUUAGGCCUGCUGGACGUGCCGACGCACGACGGCGUGAUUCGCGUGUGCCGACUGGAGACCAGCCAGGCCCUGGUUCAGGCCGCGGCCGAGACCAGCGGCACCACGCUCGUGGUUCGCGUCUCCAGCGACGCCGGGGCGAGGAAGCAGCCGUGUGGAGCCGAGGACGCCUUCGAGACUGCCGCCCAGCUGUUGGAAGGAGACAAUGUUAAGUUCUGUGAUGUUCCCGAAUCCAUCGUCAGGGAGACCGUCCCCACGACAACUGUGGGCAGCUGGUUCCUCUUCCGCCAGGGCAGGGCGGUUCCUUACACUGGCAGAAGAACGUCGUCCUCUCUGCUUUCCUGGGUUCAAAAGGCAUCCCGGCCCAGCAUAUCUGUGAUCACGGGCAAAGUGGACAAGACAGCCUUUGAUCAAGUGCAUGAACUCAAGGUGGUUGGCUUCUUUGUUAAUGGCGCCGCAGAUUACAAGCUAUUUGAGGAAGCUUCCAUUACCGAAGGUCACCAUGCUCGAUUUUAUGUGGUCUUCGACAGAAACGUUGCCAAGCAUAUGAAGUUGGACACGGUUGGACAGAUUGCUCUGUACAGUCCGUUUGUCAAGCAGCCGGUCACCUGCCCACAGAAUCCGGCAAGCUUGCAAGAUAUCCGUGCGUUCAUACGUCAGCACAAGCACGUCGUCAUGACUAAGGUUGACGAACACAAUCUGCACGACCCUGAGCUGGUAGAUCCGAGCCGUGUGACUGUGCUCGCCGUAGCCGACCAGGCUUCACCACUGGGUGGCUACUUCCUGCGGCUUCUGCAUCGCACCCUGCGCAACGUCACCAACACCACUGCUUCGGCCGGCACCGUCCCGCACUUCAACCUUCUCUGGGUGGACCCGUCUGUUAUGCCGACGGCUCACACGAUGCUGAAGCGAAUUGGCCAAACUGGACCUGAGCCUCACCUCGUCACGGAUCAAGGCGAGUGGUUCGACAUGUCGACUUUGAACGCUACCGGAGGCCGCGGGUCUGACGAGGAGAACGUGCACAAGCUUCUAGUUUGGUUUGCCUCUUUGACGGCGCCAGGAGCGGCAUCCGUAGCUGGUGGAACCGGAGAAUCAGGCACAUGGCGGUUCAGCGAGCUUCCUGCUUCGCAAGUCGGCCCCGAAGGAGGAACUGUCGAGCUGCGCUGCACCGUGCUGGACCCGGCGGCCGGCGACUGCCUGUGGCUGCGCGACGGCCGCAACGUGGGCGCCAGCCUGGCCCGACUGCCGCACCUGUCGUGGGCCGGCGCCGGUCGUGACGGUGACUGCAGCCUCGUGGUGCGUGGCCUGACCCGGGGCCGCGACGACGGCUCCUGGGUGUGCCAGGUUACCGGGGACGCCUUGCACCCGACGCUCACGUCGCCACCCGCCGUGCUAGUCAUCUCUUCCGGUGCCACAACUGCGAAAACAGAGCUGUAGUCCUGGCUUGCGGAUAUUUCAAGUGGACCGUUCACUGUUAGAGAUUCUGUUUUCAAGCAUAAUUUAUUACAUGUGUGCGCACUGCUGCGUUUAUACUGUAUAUGAAUAAACUUUUUAUAUAUUUUGAUA
Molecule: messenger RNA, 1916 nt
Organism: Rhipicephalus microplus (southern cattle tick)
Lineage: Eukaryota; Metazoa; Arthropoda; Arachnida; Ixodida; Ixodidae
Product: calsequestrin-2
Biological process (GO): regulation of release of sequestered calcium ion into cytosol
Cellular component (GO): sarcoplasmic reticulum lumen
Molecular function (GO): calcium ion binding
Source: RefSeq, a predicted model, not a curated record